This is a messenger RNA of Canis lupus familiaris (dog), 1958 nucleotides long. RefSeq names its product perilipin 5 (gene PLIN5). Gene Ontology annotation, cellular component: cytosol; lipid droplet. The record is from RefSeq and is a predicted model, not a curated record. Lineage: Eukaryota; Metazoa; Chordata; Mammalia; Carnivora; Canidae. Gene Ontology annotation, biological process: positive regulation of triglyceride storage; lipid storage. Bases 102 to 1469 code for a protein of 455 amino acids. The transcript has 8 exons.
AUAAGGGGGGCCGGCGGUGGGCGGAGCCUGGAGCCCGAGUCCGGGGUCCGUCGCGGUGCUGGGGGCAGGGGCUGCGCGCGCCCAGGGUGUUUGCAGCAGGCAUGUCAGACCACGAGGCUGCUCAGCCCCCCACAACCAGCUUGUGUGAGCAGGACCAGCAGAACGCGGUACAGCGCGUGGUGGCCCUGCCCCUGGUCAGGACCACGUGCACCGCCGUCUUGGAUGCUUACAGUGCUGCUAAGGACAGGCACCCGCUGCUGGGCUCCGCCUGCCGCCUGGCCGAGCACUGCGUGUGCGGCCUCACCACCCGGGCCCUGGACCACGCCCAGCCGCUGCUCAGCCACCUGCAGCCCCAGCUGGCCACAGUGAACAAUCUCGCCUGCAGGGGGCUGGACAAGCUGGAGAAGCUGCCUUUUCUCCAGCAACCUUCGGACACGGUGGUGACCUCGGCCAAGGACACGGUGGCCAGCGGCGUGACGGGCGUGGUGGGCCUGGCGCGGCAGGGCCGCCGCUGGAGUAUAGACCUGAAGCGCUCCAUGAGCCACGCCGUGGACGUUGUGCUGGGCAAGUCAGAGGAGCUGGUGGACCACUUCCUGCCCAUGACUGAGGACGAGCUGGCGGCCCUGGCAGCCGAGGCCGAGGGCCCAGAAGUGGGCUCGGUGGAGGAGCAGAGGAGACAUCAGGGCUACUUUGUGCGUUUGGGCUCCCUGUCAGCACGGCUCCGCCACCUGGCCUAUGAACACUCCCUGGGGAAACUGAGGCAGAAGAAACACCACGCCCAGGACACACUGGCCCAGCUGCAGGAGACGCUGGAGCUGAUCAACCUCAUGCAGUGUGGGGCGACCCCCACGGCCCCGGCCCGCCCUGGGAAGGUGCACGAGCUUUGGGAGGACUGGAACCAGCACUCCCCAGAGAACGGCCGCCGCCGCCGCAGCCAGGCGGAGCUGGAGACGCUGGUGCUGUCCCGCAGCCUGAUGAGGGAGCUGCAGGGAACGGUGGACGCGCUGGAGACCAGUGUGCGGGGCCUGCCCCGGGGCGCCCAGGACAAGGUGGCCGAGGUGCGGCGCAGCGUGGACGCCCUGCAGUCCGCCUUCGCCGACGCCCGCUGCUUCGGGGACGUGCCGGCCGCCGCCCUGGCUGAGGGCCGAGGCAGCGUGGCCCGGGCGCACGCCUGCGUGGACGAGCUGCUGGAGCUGGUGCUGCAGGCCGUGCCGCUCCCCUGGCUGGUGGGGCCCUUCGCGCCCAUCCUCGUGGAGCGGCCCGCGCCCCCGCCUGACCUGGAGGCCCUGGUGGACGAGGUGGUGGGGGGCCCUGACCCCCGCUGGGCUCACCUGGACUGGCCGGCGCAGCAGAGGGCCUGGGAGGCCCAGCACGGGGACGGGCCGGCCCCCCCGGAGGACGUUCCCCAGGAGGAGCCCCCGCCCCCCGGCCGCCCCAAGCACACCCUGAUGCCAGAGCUGGACUUCUGACCAUGUGGGGCCAGCGGGGCAGCAGAGGCCACGAGGGCCAGUGUCCCGGGAUCCCUGCUGCCCCCUCGUGGCCGCGUGUGCGCGCUGACAGCCCACGCGGUGACCUCGCCCGGGGGACAGGGCUGGGGGUGGGGGGAGCUGAAUUCAGAAUCCCAGACCCGCUUCACUGCUCUCAGACUCUCCCCAGUCCUUCCCGGGACAAUGAGGACUGGAAUCCAGUUCAGGUCCCACUAGCCCCAGCUGGGUUCAGCUGACUGCGGCCCCCAUCCCUGCACCCCAAGAAACACAUCAAAACCCGCAGAAGCACAUGUUUUGCCCAGUGGCCUCUGGGGUUUUGAAACGUGAGCACCCCCCACUCCCCCGCCACCUUGUACAUCCUGGACUCAGGGUCCCCAAGGAUAUGCAGCUGUAUCAGCCGGACCUGCACAUCCACUUGCUUUGCCCUUUGGGGUUCGUGCUCUAGAAUAAAGGUGCUUUGUGUUGUCCAAA